AUGAGUGCUCCCGCCCAGAAGUUCAAGGUCGCCGACAUCUCGCUGGCUGCCUUUGGCCGCCGCGAGAUCGACCUCGCCGAGAUCGAAAUGCCCGGUCUGAUGGCCAUCCGACAGAAGUACGCCGCCGACCAGCCUCUCGCCGGUGCCCGAAUUGCUGGCUGCCUGCACAUGACCAUCCAAACCGCCGUCCUCAUCGAAACCCUCAAAGCAUUGGGCGCCGAAGUCACCUGGUCCAGCUGCAACAUCUUCUCCACCCAAGAUCACGCCGCCGCCGCCAUUGCCGCCGGGGGCACGCCGGUCUUUGCGUGGAAGGGCGAGACUGAAGAAGAGUACGAAUGGUGCCUAGAGCAACAACUGCGUUCUUUCCCGUCUGGCAAGAGUCUCAACCUCAUCCUGGAUGACGGCGGUGACUUGACUGCCCUGGUCCACAACAAAUACCCCGAGAUGCUCAAGGACUGCUACGGCGUGUCCGAAGAGACCACAACCGGUGUCCACCACCUGUACCGCAUGUUGAAAGACACCAAGCUGUUGAUCCCUGCCGUCAAUGUCAAUGACAGCGUCACAAAGUCAAAGUUUGACAACCUGUACGGUUGCAGAGAGUCCUUGGUGGAUGGUAUCAAGCGCGCUACCGACGUCAUGAUUGCUGGCAAGAUUGCCGUCGUGGCUGGCUACGGCGACGUUGGCAAGGGGUGUGCUCAGGCGCUUCACAGCAUGGGUGCUCGCGUUCUCGUCACCGAAAUUGACCCCAUCAACGCCCUCCAGGCCGCUGUGUCUGGAUUCCAAGUGGUCACUCUGGACGAAGCCGCCCCUCUGGGUCAGAUCUUCGUCACCACCACUGGUUGCCGAGACAUUAUUGUCGGCCGCCAUUUCGAGGCGAUGCGCAACGACGCCAUCGUCUGCAACAUCGGUCACUUUGACAUUGAAAUUGACGUGGCCUGGCUGAAGAAGAACGCAAAGAGCGUCCAGAAUAUCAAGCCCCAAGUCGACCGUUACACGAUGGCCAGUGGCCGCAACAUCAUCCUCCUUGCCGAAGGCCGUCUAGUCAACCUAGGCUGUGCCACCGGCCACUCCUCGUUUGUCAUGUCCUGCUCCUUCUCCAACCAGGUCCUGGCUCAGAUCAUGUUGUACAAAGCCGAAGAUGAGGCGUUCGGCAAGAAAUACAUUGAAUUCGGCCAGAGCGGCAAGAAACAGAUCGGAGUCUAUGUUCUGCCCAAGAUCUUGGACGAGCAGGUUGCACUCCUGCACUUGGACCAUGUCAAUGCCAAGUUGACCAAGUUGACCCCUGUCCAGGCAGAGUACCUGGGUCUGGACAUCCAAGGUCCUUUCAAGGCCGACAUCUACAGAUACUAG
Messenger RNA from Capronia epimyces CBS 606.96, 1350 nucleotides. RefSeq names its product adenosylhomocysteinase. The record is from RefSeq and is a predicted model, not a curated record. The coding region runs from base 1 to 1350 and encodes 449 amino acids. Gene Ontology annotation, molecular function: adenosylhomocysteinase activity. NCBI's taxonomy places the organism in Eukaryota, Fungi, Ascomycota, Eurotiomycetes, Chaetothyriales, Herpotrichiellaceae. Gene Ontology annotation, biological process: L-methionine cycle. Gene Ontology annotation, cellular component: cytosol. The transcript has a single exon.